Molecule: messenger RNA, 732 nt
Organism: Colletotrichum higginsianum IMI 349063
Lineage: Eukaryota; Fungi; Ascomycota; Sordariomycetes; Glomerellales; Glomerellaceae
Product: Galactoside O-acetyltransferase
Exons: 2
Coding region: 1-732 (243 amino acids)
Molecular function (GO): acetyltransferase activity
Source: RefSeq, a predicted model, not a curated record
AUGACUGGACACGAGCUCGACCUCGAGCAAAACAGGGCCCGCAUGGCCGCCGGAGAGCUGUACUAUGCCUUUACUCCGGACCUUAAUGCUGACCGACGUCGGUGCUCGGCCGCUUGCGAGAGAUUCAACCGCGCCGGUGGUGAUGUCUCACGGAGAGCGCUCGCACUACUGGUGAAGGAGUACGUGUCUUACCCUAAAAUACCGACACGCUUAGUAGAAGAGCGAGACCCGGGAGCCCGUAUGGCUAACCAUAAUUGUGUCCUCAGCAUCCUGAAAGACGAUCGUGCCCUGCCCGACCCAGCCCCUACCCCCCACGAGGACGAGAAGAGCCUUGCUGAUGAACCUUGGAUCGACGGGCCUGUGAAGAUGGAUUAUGGGUACAACGUCAAGUUGGGGAAGAAUGUCUACAUCAACUUCAACAGCGUGUGGAUCGACACGUGUACCAUUGAGGUCGGUGACCGGACCCUCAUCGGCCCCAACUGUUCCUUCUACAGCGCUGCGCAUCCGUUGGACCCCGUCUUGCGGAACGGCACCGCAGGUCCCGAGUACGGAAAGCCCAUCAAAAUUGGCGCCGACUGUUGGUUCGGGGGCAGCUGCAUCGUGCUCCCCGGCGUCACCAUCGGUCAAGGCGUCACCAUUGGGGCCGGCAGCGUUGUGACCAAAGACGUUCCGGACUUCGUCGCCAUCGCCGGAAACCCGGCCCGUGUCAUCAAAGACGUCCCCCAUCCCUAG